Messenger RNA from Klebsormidium nitens, 1794 nucleotides. Lineage: Eukaryota; Viridiplantae; Streptophyta; Klebsormidiophyceae; Klebsormidiales; Klebsormidiaceae. The record is from the annotation of a GenBank genome assembly.
AAGUUUGCUGAGGAAGCUUGUUGAGAGAGGUGCUUAAUACCUGUUAAACAUAACUCCGUUUUCUGUGGAUUUGAAAUCCAUUCCAAGGUGGUGAAAGAAGAGAAGCAGAAGCGGCGGCAUGCAAUAUACCGUAUGCAGUUAAGGCUGUCGCUGCGGCAUUUGAGCAUUCUGAGGCCGCUGCAUAAGGAAAAGAUCUGAAUCAGCCUUUCUGCCCCCAGCUGCAAAAGUGGUGGCAUUACAGGAUUCUGUGAGCAACCCUGCAAUCCAAUAAAGGAUUGAAAACAUCCAAUUUUGUACAUUGUUUCUUUCUUCGCACUUUUAACUUUCUUUCCAUCCCAACAUCUAAGAAAAGGGCGAAUCACAGCAGGCCAACAUGGCAUUGCUCCGGCGCGUGCUUGCGUCCAGUUUCCUGCAAUCCAACCAGGUACUUGGAAGUUUUCAAUCCAGAUACAUCGCUUCCGCAGCACACCAUGCUUUGCUAGCAGAGCAAUCGACGGGCCAAUCAGACGCCUCCACACAUACCACCUCUUCGGACGCUUCUUUUCGGACAGCGCAAUCGGAUGGAUCGAUUCGGACGCCAAACACUAAUGUAAACAGUAGCGCGGGAUCCCUUGCGCCAGAAGAGUUGUCGGAGUUUCUGAACGAGACGGCGAUGUCAGUGGAGGAGCAAGCGAUGAAUCCCGAGGCGAGACAAUUCGAGGAGCAGCAAGAGGCAUUGCUGGAUGACCUUGAGGCGAUGGCGCAAGAAGCGGCGGGGCCGAGGCGGCAGGCCCCUCUGCCAGAGGACUUUGUCUUCACUCCUGAACCAACGAUCGCCGCUCAACCCCCCACUCCAAAGCCCGCACCUCCAAAAGCCCCCGCGACGUUCCCAACGUUCAUACCCCCGGCCGACAAGUCAAGGCCGGCACAACCAAUCCUGACUCUAGACGACGCGCUGAAAUUUAUCAAAUCAAACGCAAAGGCGAAGUUUGACGAGACAGUCGAAGCUGCGAUCAAGUUGGGUGUGAAUCCGAAGCGAGGGGAUCAGAUGGUGCGAGGAGCGGCGUCCCUUCCACACGGGAGUGGAAAGCCGGUUCGGAUCGCGGUCUUCGCAUCGGGCCCGGCCGCCGAGGAGGCGCGAGCGGCGGGGGCUGACGUGGUGGGCGCGGACGAUCUGGUGGAGGAGAUCAAGAAGAGCGGGGGCAAGCUCGACUUCGACCGGUGCAUCGCAACGCCGGCAAUGAUGCCUAUGCUCGGACAAGUGGCGCGCAUCCUGGGCCCACGUGGCCUCAUGCCCAACCCCAAAGUGGGCACCAUCACGAAUGACGUGGCCGAAGCCGUGCGCGCCACGAAGCGCGGCCGCGUCAACUUCCGUGCCGACAAGUACGGGAUCGUCCACGUGGGUUUAGGCAAGGUUAGCUUCACCGAUGGCGCGAUCAAGGAUAACCUGGGCGCUUUUGCGGCGGCUUUGUUGGAUGCGAAGCCGGCGGGGGCGAAGGGAGUGCCCGGGAGAUACGCGGGUUAUUUGGUUAGUUUGAACAUGUCGUCGAGCAUGGGCCCCGGAGUGAAGGUGGACGUCAAAAGCGUGGGGACGAUGGGCGAGAGUUUGCGAGCGCAGCAGGCUGGUUGAGGCCGGUUGGUCCUUAUCUAAGAGCAGGGCAUCGAGCAGAGCUACUUUCGGGUCUCAGCCAUUGAGUGGAUACCGAACACUGAUUGAGACCGCUUUGUGCCAGCCAUGCUGGCCGCCAUGAUGGUUGCGGAAUUGGUCCCCAAUUGGAAGAUGGGCCGGCCUCUCAUUCUCCACUUCGACUCCAA